Molecule: messenger RNA, 366 nt
Organism: Caenorhabditis briggsae
Lineage: Eukaryota; Metazoa; Nematoda; Chromadorea; Rhabditida; Rhabditidae
Exons: 3
Coding region: 1-366 (121 amino acids)
Source: RefSeq, a predicted model, not a curated record
AUGUCAUUCGAAAGGGCGCUGGCCGAUCACACGCAGGCCUUCGCGUUCUUCCACCCUUUAUAUACAGCGGACAAAUCGGUGAUUCGCAGGUUUCGGCGAUUACGGUACCGGCCGCUUCUGCUGCGUCUCCCCGUGCCCAACCACUUCCUCUUAUUUCUCUUUAGCGGGCCCCUGCGCCGAUGUUUGAGAGUAUUUGAUGCAGCUGUACGGGCCGUCAGUGAGAGGGAAGAGAAGUUGAGAGACAUCAGAGAACACGGGAAAACACAUAGACUCCUCCUCCGCAUAGUCGGAUUCGUAUUGUGUAGACGGACGGAAUGGAUAAAAUGGACGGUUGGUUUGUCGGCUUUCUGCAGUCGAAACCAAUAG